AUGACGGGAGAAAAAAUAGAAGUCGUCGGGAUAUGCUACGUAACUAUGGAAGUUCAUGGACACAGAGUGGAGGAAGUGCCAUUGUAUGUGGUACAGGGGAAUGGACCUGCCUUAUUCGGUAGGGACUGGCUGCAUUUUGCGAAAUUUGACUGGAAAAAUUUAGCUGUAAAUCAUCUGCAUUCUGGUAUUCUGAAAACCUCAAAGUUAGAAGAGCUGUUAAGGAAAUAUGGUGUAAGAAAGGAUGCAAAACCAAUCUUUUAUAAAGCGAGGACAGUUCCUUAUGCAAUCAGGGAUGCUGUGAAUGCAGAACUUAAAAGACUAGAAUUGGAUGGAAUUAUUGAGAAAGUUGACUAUAGUGAGUGGGCGGCACCAAUAGUGCCCGUUUCAAAAGACAAUGGUUCUAUUAGGAUCUGUGGUAACUUCAAGGUCACCAUAAAUCGUUAUGUGGAAAACCCUGAACAUCCAAUGCCAAAUCCAGAUGAACUAUACCAGCGACUGAAUGGUGGAAAAACUUUCUCAAAGUUAGAUUUAUCGCAAGCUUAUCAGCAAGUGGAAUUAGAUGAGGAAUCUAGGAAAUAUGUCACGAUUAACACACCACUUGGUUUGUACCGAUAUACACGUUUACCAUAUGGUGUCUCAGCAGCACCACAACUUUUUCAGUCUUUGAUGGAUCAAGUUCUGCAAGGAGUGCCUUGUGGAUGCAACAUAGAUGAUAUUAGUCUUACUGGGAGAACCGAAGCUGAACAUUUACAUAAUCUUGAAAAGGUACUUGAGCGGUUCCACAUCAAUGGGUUGAAAUUAGAUGCAUCACCCAAAGGACUUGGAGCAGUGCUUUCCCAUAUCACCAGUAACGGAGAAAGACCAAUUGCUUAUGCAUCAAGAAUGUUAACACCCACUGAACGUAACUACUAUUCCCAAAUUGAGCGUGAGGGUUUGGCAAUCAUCUUUGGACUACGGAAGUUUCAUCAAUAUUUAUAUGGUCGUAAAUUCACCCUUAUUACAGAUAACAAAUCACUGUCAUACAUUCUGGGACCCAGGAAGGGCAUUCCAGUCCUUGCAGCUGUAAGAAUACAACGCUGGGCUAUACAGUUAGCAGCUUAUGAUUAUGACAUUGAAUUACUCGUUUCAAGUGACAAUGGAAAUGCUGAUGCACUCUCACGGUUGCCUUUACCAGAUUGUGACUCUGAUGCAUCAGAUAAGCUUGUAAACUGGACACAAGAAGCAACUGCAUUUAACAUGCACCAGGUGAACUCUCUUCCUGUAACUGCAAAAUCUGUUGCAAGGGAAACUUUGCAUGAUGCUGUACUGGCUAGAACUUUAUAUUAUACAAGAAAUGGAUGGCCAGACUCUGAGGACAUAGCACAGGAACUGAAAACCUUCCAUAGCCGUCAGCGUGAGUUUUCAAUUGAAGAGGGAUGUCUUCUAUGGGGUGCCUGGGUGGUAAUACCGUCGAGAUAUAGGAUUCAAAUCUUAGAAGAGCUACAUGGUGGUCAUCCGGGGAUUGUUAGGAUGAAAGGAUUAGCUCGCUUGCAUGUGUGGUGGCCGAAUAUAGAGAAAGAUAUUGAAAACACUGUGCAAGGGUGCUCUGCUUGUCAGGCUACUCAGCCAAUGCCAACUCGUGCUGAGGGUAAUCCGUGGAAAUGGCCUUCUGGUCCGUGGAAAAGAGUACAUGUUGAUUUCGCAGGACCAUUCCUGGGACAAAUGUACCUCAUUAUGAUUGACGCAUAUUCAAAAUGGCCAGAAGUAGACCCAAUGAAAUCAGUUACAACUAUGAAUACCAUCGAGAUCAUGCGGCAGGUAUUUGCUCAGCAUGGGGUUUGUGUAGAGCUCGUGUCUGAUAAUGGAAGAGUUCUACACUAA
Messenger RNA from Macrobrachium nipponense, 1860 nucleotides. RefSeq lists its product as uncharacterized. Gene Ontology annotation, molecular function: nucleic acid binding. The transcript is spliced from 2 exons. Lineage: Eukaryota; Metazoa; Arthropoda; Malacostraca; Decapoda; Palaemonidae. Gene Ontology annotation, biological process: DNA integration. The record is from RefSeq and is a predicted model, not a curated record. Bases 1 to 1860 code for a protein of 619 amino acids.